Kluyveromyces lactis is the source of this 1422-nucleotide messenger RNA. RefSeq names its product origin recognition complex subunit 5 (gene ORC5). Gene Ontology annotation, molecular function: DNA replication origin binding. Gene Ontology annotation, biological process: DNA replication initiation; DNA replication. Gene Ontology annotation, cellular component: nucleus; nuclear origin of replication recognition complex. The coding region runs from base 1 to 1422 and encodes 473 amino acids. NCBI's taxonomy places the organism in Eukaryota, Fungi, Ascomycota, Saccharomycetes, Saccharomycetales, Saccharomycetaceae. The record is from RefSeq and is a predicted model, not a curated record. The transcript has a single exon.
AUGGUACGACCUGAUGUUAGAUAUAGAGAAGAACAACUAGAUUUUUUGGAAGCGUUUGUCGAUGCCGAUCCAAAACUGAGCCCGCCAAUCUUGUUCAUAGAAGGGCCGCAUGGAAGUGGUAAGACACAUACCCUCAAGAAGUUUUUUGCUUGCAAUGAAGAAAUCAUGAACAUUUUACUACCAGCGAAAGAUCUGAUAUAUAGCAAAUCCACCUGUCAGCGGUUGGCUACAUGUCUGCGUCAAUUGCUACUGAAACAAUUUCCUAGUGUGGAAACCACUGAUCUUGAUCCAUUUGAAGCCGAGGACGUAUAUCUUUUGCAGAAAUUUAUCAAUAAAUUGUUUAUCCGAUUUAAUCACUUGGUAGAACGCGUUAACCUUUAUGUUAUACUCGAUGGGCUGGAUGAUAAUUCACAGGUGAACUUGGAAACACCUACGCAACUCAUGGCAUUACCUGGAUCUAUUCUUCCACAAGCGAUGAUUCAACUUCGGUUAAUAAUCUCGUUCUCCAAAUCCUCAUUCUUGUCCAAUUACUCAACGUUCAAGGUUCCCACGAUCUUCUUCCCCAAAUAUAAACCACUGGAGAUUGAAUAUAUUGUAUCACAAACACCAGGUUUCUCGGAUGACCCGCUGUUAUUGGAAAAAAUGGAUGAGAUAGGAUGCGGAAAUACAGAACAAUUCAGGAGUGAAAUCUUCGAAAAAUAUAUCCAUUUCCUGAUAGAAUCAUUAAUUGUAUAUACAGGUUAUGACCCCACUGCACUGAUAGACAUAAUGAGAAUUAAAUGGAGGUGCUUUGUACGAUCUUUAAAUCAAGAGAACAUUAAAAAUACAGUACAGUUAUACAAAUCUAACCUGGAGCUAUUCAAUAAACCUAACGAAAGACUAAUACCACAAACCAGCCGUUCGGAUCAAAAUUCACUAAGUGGUACCGGGUCUGUUGGUUAUUCAAGCCAUUCUCUUUGUUUCAUGGCAAAAUAUCUUCUAAUAGCCGCAUAUUUGGCAUCAUAUUUGAAUCAUCGGUACGACUCUAAAGUCUUCUCCAAGAAGAGUCAUCUAAGGGGGGGUAGAUCAUCUUAUGGGAGAAGAAGCAAACCAGCGAAUAACCCGAGAUACCUUCAACCAUCAGGCUUUUCUCUUGAGAGAAUGCUGGCAAUUUUCCAAUCGAUAUACCCAGUCAGAGUUUCGAAGGAAUUGUCUCCAGAUUUCUUUCAAAGAGAUGUUCAUAUGAAAGCAAAUGUGGAAGUCUACGAAAACGUGUCCGAAUUGAUUACUUCUCAACUUCUUACCGGUCUGAACAUGCACAAAUUGGGGUAUCUUCACGAAAGACUUAAGUUUAAAGUUAACGUCACUUGGGAUUACAUAUUACUAGUGGCUGGCAGUGUUGAUUUUGAUAUUUCAGAAUAUUUCAGUGAUGUUGUGGAAUAA